Messenger RNA from Gossypium raimondii (Peruvian cotton), 1980 nucleotides. Its product is annotated as protein ASPARTIC PROTEASE IN GUARD CELL 1. Bases 160 to 1638 code for a protein of 492 amino acids. The transcript has a single exon. The record is from RefSeq and is a predicted model, not a curated record. Gene Ontology annotation, biological process: proteolysis. Lineage: Eukaryota; Viridiplantae; Streptophyta; Magnoliopsida; Malvales; Malvaceae. Gene Ontology annotation, molecular function: aspartic-type endopeptidase activity.
AAGCUCUGCCACUCACCGUCUCUCAUCUGCUUCUAGCUGAAGCCUUUAAUGUCUGCCAACAAAGCCUGACGGUGACGUUCUUCUCCUUCUCCCCUUUUUCUAAACCAAAAUAAAACCCCCACUAAACUCUUUCAAAUUCAGUCACCCAAAUAAACAACAAUGGCUACUUCAUCAUCUUCUUCAAAGCUUUCACUUUUCUUCUUGUUUUCCUUCUUGUUUGCUUCCACUUUAGCUCGUAAUUCCCCUUCACCAACAACAAAAAUCCUCGAUGUCUUAGCUUCUUUGAAACAAGCUCAGCAUAUUCUUUCCUUUGAUCCUCAAAUUUCUAAUGGCUUUUCCAAAAGCCAACCCCUUUUCUUCAACUCUUCUUCUUCAUCGGGUUCUGGUUUUUCGAUUCCACUUCAUUCACGGGGCUCUUUGCGAAAAACCCAUCAUGUUGAUUAUAAAAACCUGGUCCGAUCCCGACUCGACCGUGAUUCAGCUCGAGUUAACACGCUCACCACCGAGGUACUACUCGCUGUCAAUGGGGUGCGCAAAACUGAGCUGAAGCCUGUUGUUACCGAGUUAGAACCAGAGGCGCUUUCCACCCCUGUUAUUUCCGGUACGAGCCAAGGGAGUGGGGAGUAUUUUACCCGGGUCGGAGUCGGUAACCCGGCUAAACAAUUCUACAUGGUUCUUGAUACCGGGAGUGAUGUUAAUUGGAUCCAAUGUGAACCAUGUACGGAUUGUUACCAACAAUCCGACCCGAUUUUUGACCCGUCGGCGUCGUCGACUUACAGUCCGGUUACUUGCGAGUCAAGGCAAUGUUCUCUUCUACGACAAUCGGCUUGUCGUGGCGGGAAAUGUCUUUACCAGGUGUCCUACGGUGAUGGAUCUUACACAGUAGGGGAUUUCGUGACUGAAACGGUGUCGUUUGGGAACUCCGGUGAUAUCAAAGGCGUUGCUAUGGGUUGUGGCCAUACCAACGAAGGCUUAUUUGUUGCAGCUGCCGGUUUGGUUGGACUCGGUGGUGGUCCCUUGUCUUUAACAUCUCAGAUUAAAGCGACGUCGUUUUCUUAUUGUUUAGUGGAUCGUGACUCAGCGGGUUCGUCGACGUUGGAUUUCAACUCCGGGUUACCGGCUGACUCAGUGGUUGCUCCGUUAAUAAGGAGCCGAAAGGUGGAUACCUUUUAUUACGUCGGUCUGACCGGGCUUAGCGUAGGCGGCCAACCUGUUCAACUCCCGCCGGGCUUUUUCGAGUUGGAACAAUCGGGAAACGGAGGAGUGAUCGUCGACUGCGGGACGGCCAUAACACGGUUGCAAGCGGAGGCUUACAACGCACUCCGCGACGCGUUCGUGAAAUUAUCGCCGGACUUGCCGACCACCGGUGGGGUUGCGUUGUUCGACACGUGCUACGACUUGUCUUCAAGAACCAGUGUUAGGGUCCCGACAGUGGCGUUUCAUUUCAGCGGCGGAAUGUCACUGGACUUGCCGGCGAAAAAUUAUUUGAUACCGGUGGACUCAUCGGGAACGUAUUGCUUGGCGUUUGCCCCCACGACGUCGUCUUUGUCUAUAAUUGGGAACGUACAACAGCAAGGGACACGUGUGAGCUUCGAUUUGGCUAAUAAUAAGGUCGGGUUCUCUCCUCAUAAAUGUUAAGACAGUAAAUAAAUAGCUUAUUGGUGAUAAUUUACUAAUUUACCUAUCCAUUCUUCUCUGGUAAAAGAAGGUGAAGAAUAUACCGAAGUUUGUUUGUUUGUAAUAUGUAUAGUAAUUUUAUAUUUAGGUUGAAUUUUUACCAUUUAGUCGUACUUUUUUACAUUGGGGAAAUAAAUUCCAAAGAAUGGAGAAGCAGUGUGGACGUGGGCGGUUAAUGAAUAUAACCCGCCUUAGGAUUGAUUUACUUGUACUGUAAGGUAAGUUCAGUGUCAUUAUGUAGUAAAUUUGUUGAAAUUUGAAGGGCAAUGAAAAGAGUCAAGUUGGAUGUUGUAAUUAUUACAA